CUGCUCGGGCGCAUGCGCAAGUAUUUCCAAGAUGGCGGCUGCAGCGGCUGCGCGAGCAGUUCCUGUGAACCCUAUGUUUGGGGGCUUGAAACGGACGCUGCCUCUUGUAGUGAUUCUAGGAGCUACUGGCACUGGCAAGUCUACCCUGGCGUUGCAGCUAGGCCAGCGGUUGGGCGGCGAGAUCGUCAGCGCCGACUCCAUGCAGGUCUAUGAGGGACUAGACAUCAUCACCAACAAGGUUUCUGCCCAAGAGCAGAGAAUGUGCCAGCACCACAUGAUCAGCUUCGUGGAUCCUCUCGUGACCAAUUACACAGUGGUGGACUUUAGGAACAAGGCAACUGCUCUGAUUGAAGAUAUAUUUGCUCGAGACAAAAUUCCUAUUAUCGUGGGAGGAACCAAUUACUAUGUUGAAUCUCUGCUCUGGAAAGUUCUCGUAAAUACUAAGUCCCCUGAGGCAGGUACUGAGCAAGUGGUUGACCGGAAAGCAGAGCUGGAAAAGGAGGACAGCCAUGUGCUGCAUAGCCGCCUACGCCAGGUGGACCCAGAAAUGGCAGCCAAGCUGCACCCACAUGACAAGCGUAAAGUGGCCAGGAGCUUACAAGUGUUUGAAGAAACGGGAAUCUCUCAUAGUGAAUUUCUUCAUCGUCAACAUUCAGAGGAAGGUGGCAGUCCCCUUGGUGGUCCGCUGAAGUUCCCCAACCCUUGCAUCCUCUGGCUGCAUGCUGACCAGACAGUUUUAGACGAGCGCUUGGAUAAGCGAGUGGAUGACAUGCUUGCUGCUGGUCUCUUAGAAGAACUAAGAGAUUUUCACAGACGCUAUAAUCAGAAGAACUCUUCAAAAAAUAGCCAGGACUAUCAACAUGGUAUCUUCCAGUCAAUUGGCUUCAAGGAAUUUCACGAGUACCUGGUCACUGAGGGAAAAUGCACGCCAGAGACUAGUAACCAGCUUCUAAAGAAAGGUAUUGAAUCUCUGAAACAGGUAACUAAGAGAUAUGCCCGGAAGCAAAACCGAUGGGUUAAAAACCGUUUUUUGAGCAGACCUGGUCCCAGGGCCCCCGCAGUAUACGGCUUAGAAGUGUCUGAUGUCUCGAAGUGGAAAGAGUCUGUUCUUGACCCUGCCCUUGAUAUCGUGCACAGCUUCAUCCAGGGCCACAAGCCUGCAGCAACUCCGGUGAAAAUGCCACACAAUGAAACUGAGAACAAGCGAAGUUACCAUAUGUGUGACGUCUGUGAUCGAAUCAUCAUUGGGGACAGAGAAUGGGCAGCGCAUGUAAAAUCCAAAUCCCACUUGCACCAACUGAAGAAAAGAAGACUGGAUUCAGAUGCCAUCAGUACCACAGGAAGCCAGACUACUUCCCCUGACUGUGAUACUGAACCUAAAGAGGACGGAGCCCCGGGACAGAAUGACCCAGAGCUGAAGAGCAGCAUUUAGGAAACAUCUCCAGGGACCUCUGCAGAGGCUCUGGGGCCCAGCAGAGCAGGCGGUCUGUCUCCCUCCGUGUGGGCUGAGGAGUACUGUGCAGGAAGCCCUGCCAUUUUCUUUUAUUUGAUAGUGAAGCUUAAGUCCUACAUUCUCUGCAAUGGAAACAGCAAGUCUUUCGACUCCUGUGGCUGUUGGGUCGGGUAUAGUGCAUUUGAGGUUUUUUCCUUUUCUUUGAACCUUAAAGUUUCUAUUUUUUAAAAAGACAAGGUUGCACAGUGUUAAACCUGAAAAUCUUUUUAGUGGUAAAUACUAGGGCUUACUACAUCUCAUAAAAGAAGUUUUUUGUCUCUGACUAAAAAUACCUAAUUUCCAGAUGCUUUUAUAGAUGACCGAAGUAUUGUGAGCCACAAAUCAGGAGUUCUGGAUUUGAGGGAUUGGCAGGAAAGACCAGCCUCAAUCAGAGGAUUAAAUAAACCAAGCCUGCUCUUGGAAUUCCACAGAGGAGGAAAUCAGAUCAAGGUAGUUGUGACCCGCAACUUGAAGCCUAAAGACUGAAAUCCGUUGAUUUCCUAUAAUAAUGGCUAUCACUGUUGACUUUGUAUUAAGGUAGAAAUAUAUAUGUUUUUAUUGAAAGAUAAAAUAAAGAAAAACUUUGUGACAUCCUCCAUCAUCCUUAAAAAAAGAUAUUUAUGUCUGUUUAAUUUAUACAUAAUAUACUGUUAUCAAUUUGAUAGUUUAGUCUUGACAUUCUUUUUUUUUUUUUUUUUUUUUUUUUUUAAUCGGUACCAGGGAUCGAACUCGUGACUGCCUGCUCGCAAGGCAGGCGCUUAUGUCGCUGAGCUAAAUCCCCAGCUUGACAUUUUUCAUAGACCAUGUUUGUGUAGCUGAUAUAUAUUGUGUACUUUAUAUUCCUGGAAGAUGUCCAGAAAGGAUCUUUUAUUGGAAAUUUGUUGUUUCCAGUUGAAGUCUUUUUUUUCUGGAGUGACUUGAGAUACCUUCAAUAUUAAAUAGAUAUUUAUAUAUAAUACAAGGAUAUUUCUAAAUAGGAAAUAUCUAAAUAUCCUUAGAUACAGAGUUGGGCAGCAUUAUAUAUUCAUAGUAGUGUGCAGUUAUUAUCACUGUUUAUAAAAUUUUUCAUCAGUCUUAGUGUGCCCAUUGAGUAAUGACGCCUGCCUCAAUAUAUUUGUUCAGAAUAUAUUAUUCUGAACAGAUAGCCCUGAACUAGACGAGAGGGUAUACAGAGAUGAAUUGUGAUUCUUGCUUUCGGGAAGCUUGUAAGUCUCCUUUGCAUACAUAGACAGUCAGGCUAGGUAAGACUAUCAGAGGCCAGAAAAGCAGAAUUUUGGUUGAAAGAAGGGAAGGAAUCAUUUCUGCUAGACCUUAAAAAAGCAAUUUUUGUUAAAUAUGUUUACUCAACCACAUAGAUUGCCUUUUGUUGUGUUGUAUUGUGUUCUGUGACAGGGUCUUGUUAAGUUGUUCAGGCUGGCCUUGAACUUGAGGUGCUCCUUCCUUCUGCCAGAAUGCUGGGAUCACAGGUGUGCACCAUCACUCCCUGCCUGUUAACCUUUUAGCAGUGCUGAAUUGUAGAGCCUGACCACCUUUUACCAGUUCCACUUCCAAGAACGUUUAUUCUCUAGUCAAAGAAGAAACACCAUUGUAUCCACUCCAUCUUAUUCUUUCUGUGAUCUGAUUUCCCCAGGCCAUUUACCAAGUGCUAGCAGGGUGGGAAGCCAAUCUGCUCCCUGGGUGUGGAGAUGAGUGCUGUCUGUGAGGUGUGCGGUGCCAAGCACUCAGAUGCCUUAUCUCCUCUCAGAGCCGGUGGGGACAGACUGUGAGCUGGUGGGAGACCCAGGCCCAGUCACAAGCACAGAGAACCAGCAGCCACACGGGACAGAAGUGAACCUGAUAAAUGUUAGCACUGUUUUAAACUGGCUGUUUGUAGUCAGGAAGCUUCGUCUCUGAAAUGCUUCUCACUCGAGUUGUAAAAUAUGUUUGAAAGCUUAAAAAAGACUCAGUGGACAAACAAGAAAGACAAGUUUUAAUAAUCUUACCUCAAAAAGCCCCUAAUCCUUUCAUCUGAAAUAUCUGGAGUAUGGGGCUAUGCUCAGUGGCAUAAGUGCCUGCCUGACAAGUGUGAGGUCGUGAGUUCAAUCCCUGGAACCACAAAAAAAAAUCCGGAGCAGUAAUUCUCACUAGCUCAUUACUUUGUGCUGGCUGAGUUUUUGGCACUUUGCUUUGAGUCUGGUGUCCCUGCUCCCAGGCACUGGCAGUUCAGUGGGGUGGGUUUCCCUCACCGCCUGCCAAAGGGGUUGGGGAGACAGAACACUAGAAAGGUGUGCACACCAGCAUCGCCCUGCGUAGAACUUCCUUCUGCCUCCGGCCCACUGAAUGGCUCUGCUGAGUAUAGGGAAGGAAAGUAGAUUUUUGCCUUUUGUUGUCAUUGGUGUGGAGAUGAAAGAAUCCUUAGACUAUUCCUAUACGCAUUAGGCCGGAUGUGGAUGUGUCUUUGUCACAGGGCAAGCCAGCAAAACCCUGAUAGACCUUAGGCCUUCUCUUCACUGGACUACAGAAUCUUACAGUAAAUCUCAUCCGAUAGUUAGGAAAGACCAUCGAGAGCAAUGCUGGGCUCUUCAUCAGUCUGCAGUGAGGAUGAGUGCUGGUCUGCUCUGUCUGGCCUCAGCCAGUUCCCGAGGAGCAGAGCCCUUCCACCCAGGCCCCAGGCUCUAGUCCAUCACUGGUGCUGCCUAAAUGGCUUUGGUAAUUAAUUCCAGCACUCAAGCUGUCAGAAGAAACCUUGAUUAGGCUUUUGGUAUUUCCUAUGGUUCAAGUGGUGUUAAGAAAUUAAGAAGUACUUUGAAGAGAGAGUUCGAUGUUUAGUCUUUUUUUUUUUUUUUUUUUUUGUCUUUUUCAUUUUUAUGGGUACCAGGGAUCGAACUCAGGACUGCCUGCUUACAAGGCCGGCGCUAAUGCCGCUGAGCUAAAUCCCUGGCCCCAGAUGUUUAGUCUUUAAGAUAUUUUGCUUGUUUGUAUAGGUCCAAGCAUGGAUUGAUCUAUAGUCUAGAUACAUGGUUUGAUCUUUUCUAACUCUCAGUAAUUAUUUAUAUUCUUAGCCUCAGUUCUACAUUUAACAACAAAGUGUUGGUGGUUUUUGUUGUUUGUUUUUUUUGUACCGGAAUUGAACUUUGAACCUCUUGCUUGCCAGACAGGCACUGUGCCUCUGAGCUACACCCUGGCUCCAACAAUAAGGAUUUUUGUAUUUAAAACAACUCAGUAUGUACACACACACACACACACACACACACACAGAGACCAUCAGAGGGUUGAUGGUGUAGCUCAGUGAUAGAGCACCUGCUUAGUAUUCAUAAGGUCCUGGGUUCAGUCCUCAGCAAAGGGGAAAGCAGAAACCACGUAGCACGUUCAAUGCUAGCAACAACAGCAGCGCACGCAUGUGCGCGCGCGUGUGCACACACACACACACACACACACACACUCAUGAAAGCAAGCUUUUAUGAAUGCAGUGACUAUAUUCCCAGCACCAUGAAAUAGUAAAGCAUGAAACUAUAUAAGCCUCUACAAAAGUAGUCUGCUUCAAUCAUUAAGUAGUCUUGGAGCCAGGUAGCUCAGCACUGUAGGAGGCUGAGGCUGGAGGUUCACAAGUUUGAGCCCAUUAUGGGUAACUUAGAGACUUAGAACUUGUCUGGAAACAAAAAUAAAAAUAAAAAGGCUGGGGAUGUAGGUCAGUGUGAAAGCCCUGGAUUUAAUUCCCAGUAUCAAAAAAAAAAAAAAGUAAUCUUGGGGUGGAAUCUCAUUCUUUGAUUAAAACAUACUUAAGCGGUGAGGGCCAUUCUCUAAAAUAUUGACUAGCUGGUAAUUCGUAAAGCUGUUCUGAAUAUGUACAAAGGAAGGUACAUGGCUGUGUUAGGGUUAAAAGCUAAGCUCUAACAAAGAGGCUCAACAGUACAGUGGCUUAAAAAGAAAACAAGCCAGUCCAUUCUUUCUCUUCUCUCACAGCUCUGAGGGGAGUCAGCGUUUCCGAGAGAGCAGUUAGGUCAGUGGGGCAGCUCUGCUCCAGAUGGUCAUCCAGGGAUACAGGUCCUUGGUAUCAUAUUGCUUCCCUGCCCUCAGGAGCAUUGUCCUCCGCUGCAUGCUUGAGGCCGGCUGGGUCACUGGUCCCAGGGGGCAGGCAGGGAAAGGGCACAGGAGGAGGCCGAGACCUGGCCCUGAGGUGGCACCCCAGCAUCUGCCUGUGCACCUACUUCCUAGGAGCCGGGAAAUGGGAGGCAGCGUGUGCCAAGAAAGAAGGGAAGAACAGAUUUGGUGGAUAACUUGCUGUUUUCCUUAAAUUGGUAUUGUGGAAAGAACACUGUAUUCCGACCUCUUUUGACUAAUUAGAUAUUUGCCAGAGGCAAGUUUCUAUUUUCCCAUCUGUGAAAUUAGUGGGUCACAUGACCUGACCUCUGAAAUAUUUCAAAAAGUGAAGUUUGACCAAAUCUUUACUAGGUGAGACUAUAAGACAAGAAUGGUGCCCUGGUUCAUGAACUUGAUUCUUUCUAUGAUUCUGGAUGCAAACCGAGUUGGACGAGAACCAGAUCAAAGUCAGUAGUUAAGCUCAAUGUCAAUCUUACAUGGAAAUUUGAUUUGGUGCUUUUCCAAUUCUGUUUGCAACCAGAAUCCAGGACAACAUUAAGUUUGUGAAUUGAAGUACCACUGCAUUUGAAAAAGGCACUCCGGGAAAUAUAAGCAUGUGCGCUGCAGGGUCAGGGGCUGAAUCCCUGAAGGUGGUAGGGAGGACAGCUGGAAAGGGUUUUGGUGGCCUCAAGGAAUAAGUCAACCAAUGACCAACUGCCUACCUCCAGAUGGCUUUGUAUGGGGGAGAAACAAUUUGUCUUUGCAGCCAAACAGCCUCCUGUCUAGCACACUAUCUGUGCAAUCUUUGGAAAAUUGUUUAAACAGCCUCGGUUUCCUCAUGUAUAAAAUUCCAGGGAACAUCAUAAGAGGCACAGAUUGGAUAUAUUUACUUUAUUGGAGAAAAUGUAUUAGUACUGUUAAAAUGUUGGUUCGUGGUGUGGUGUCAGUUCCUGAAAAGCACAUAUCAAAGCAAGCUCAGACUUAAGAUAAACUGGUUUGCCAGUGGCCUAAAAUAAUGCCUUGCCCCUUGCUUGCCCCCCUCCUAGGUUUCAGCCCUUAGGUUUGGCUCAUGGGUUGGUUAGAAUGUGCAUACUUUCUUCCUUUAGCUUACUUGCUCAAAUUGUUUCCAUCACCAGAAAUGCUUUCUUUACUUAAUGAACUCCUACACAUCCUUUGAGGCUAAACAUGAUGUCUUUUGCUUAGAGAAAGCUCCCUGGGAUUCUCUCGGGAGGCUUGGUUUUUCCUUCUUGUGUGAGCCUUAACAAUUCAUACAUCACGGUAGUAGUAAUAUUGGUGAGUACUUACACAGCACUUUGUGCCAGCCACUGUUUUAAGUAUUUGGACACAUACUCAUUAAAUCCAGCAGCCUAUGAGGUAAUGCUGUCACUGUGACGAUGAGCUGUUUUACUGUUGAGAGAACAGCAGAGCGGUUGAGUAGAGCAGUUAGGAUUUGAAACAAGUCGGUGGCUCCAGGAUCUUGCACCUUCUCGUUUUGCCACAGCACACAGAUCAUUAUGUCUCUUGCCGCCUCGGGUAAUAAAUGCUAUCAGGAUGUGAGUCCUAUUCUGAGACCAGUGUGGAACAUAAACAGUGCCUGGUAGACACUGAGGCCAGACCCUGUGGGGCGUGCUUCCCUAGAUGUGGCCACUCAGCGUGCUUGCUGGGCAGGCAUCAGGCAUGGUAUGCGACGCACAUGCCUACCUUUCAGGAUUUCCUUAAACAAACAGACGAGGCAGUGUGUUAUCACCACUUGGUGAAGGAGCCAGUAUGUCCAGAGAGUUUGACAGUGGCUGGUACAGAGUAGACAUGCAGAAUAUUUCCUGGAUAUUAGAAAGCUCUUAAGGGGCAAGGAUUUUGUCCAUUGUUCAGAUUUAUCACUGGCACCUGCAAGGGCCUAUGGCUUUGAAAGGUGUUCAUAAGCAUUCGUGUGUGCGUAUGUGUUGCUUUUGUUUUUCAUUUUGAACCAGUCUUUACAUUGUUCCAGCUUUAUCAAGUUGUAGUUGACCAAAUGCAUAUAUUGAGGAACAUAACAAUGAUUUGAUAUAUGCACAUUUUAUGAAAUGAUUACUACAUUAAGUUGUGGCAUCUGUUGAAUUAGGAUUUGAAGCCAAUUUGGGCCGACUCCAGACCCACACUCUUAAUGACUACAUGCGGCUUCUCCAAGGGCAUUCCUGUAAGAUUUUUGUUUUUGUUCUGACAUAGUGUCAUGCGAUGUAGUCCAGGCUGGCCUUGAACUCACUAUGUAACCCAGACUGGCUUUGAAUUUGUAGCAGUCCUGCUGAGUGCUGGACUUUGGGCUUAUACCAACAGGCUUUUUAAAAUGUGUGUAUUACUAGAUCCCAACUACUUCUAAAAGGCGAUCAAGGAAUGUAACCUGGUCACUGAGGUGUUUCAUCGGAUUCAAAACCAGGGAAGCAUCUAGUGCCUAGAGCCAACUUGUACUGUCUAACCCAAGGCCGUGGAGACCCUCUCUCUUUUGAAGACUGGCUUUUUGUAUGCAGCAUAGGUAGUGCUGCCAGUAGCACCCAGUGUCAUCUCCUGCAACCUCAACAGCCAGAGGGAGGUGGUGCUGAUGCUUUCUCUGGUUCUAAGUUCAAAAGUUCAGGGCAAUUCACACCUAUUAGAAUGGCUACCAGCAAAAACACAACAGGUGCUAGCAAUUGUGCAGAAAUGAGACCUUGUGCCCAGUCAGAAUGGGAAAUGGAGCCACUGCUGUAGAAAAUGCAAUGGCAGUUCCUCAAUCAAUCAAAAGCAGAACUGCUGUAUGACCUAGCAGACCCACUUCUGGAUAUGUGUCUAAAGAACUGAAAGUGGGACCUCGCAAUAUAUUUACACUGUGAUUUUCAUAGUAGCAGCAUUCACAAUAGCCAAGCAGCAGAAGCAGUAACCUAAGCAUUCUUCUGGGGAUGAAUAGAUGAACAAAAUGUGUAUACUUAUGACAGGAUAAUCAUCCUUAGGAAGGGAGGACAUUCUGACCUCUGUUGUGACAUGGAUGAACUUGGAGAACAUUCUGCUAAUGAAAUGAGCCAGCCACAGAAAGACAAGUGUGUGUCAUGGUUCCACUUAUGUAGAGUAUCAGUUUCAUAGAAACAAAGAAUGUGAUGGUUGCUGGGGGGGAUGGGGAUGUUUAAUGAGAGUUGGUUUAAGCAAGGUGAAAUUCUGAAGAUCAGUUGUGCAACAGUGUGCAUGUGCUUAACUGCACACUUAGAAAUGGUUACGAUGGUAAAUUUUAUGUUGUGUUUUCCACAAUUUUAGAAGGAAGCCCAAAGACGGGUCCAUUAGCCCACAUUGGGUCUAGUGUUUACCCUGAGGCCUGUCAACCAGGCUGGCAUGGAUUCUUGAAGGGAUGGGGUAGUUCCUAUGGAAACCAGAUGGCUGGAGUGGGGGUGGAAUGAUUCCCAGAAGGAGGCUGUGGGGGCUGGUGGGAGGGAGGGCAUCUGGACAGACACACGGUGGGUGUCCACUGUGGGCUUACUGCCCACCCUGAAGCAGCUCACUUGUUUUUCUAGCAGCAGAGCUGAGCUAAAGCUCAUUCCAAACUACGUAGUACCUGCUGUCAUCUUUAUCAUCAGGUAUCUUAAUUAUUCCUUACAAAUGUAUAGCUCAGCAAAGUUGUUUAGUUGUUGUUUUGGGUAUUUUGGGGGAAGGGAGUUUUUGUUUCGAGACAGUUUAUGUAGUUCAAACGGGCCUUGAACUCACUAUGUAGUACAGGCUGGCCUUGAAUGCACAGUGAUCCUCCUGCCUCAGCCUCCCAAGGGCUAGAAUUACAAGAGAACCACACCCUCAGCCUUCUCUUUUUUGAUACAUUGUUGCGAUACAAUUUACAUUCAGCCUGGGGAAUUGGAACAUAUAUAUAUGUAUCAUAUGAUCACUUCUAUUCCUGUUCCCUCUCCCCCUUCAGCAGGGUUUUUACAAAGGUACGUAUGUCUCGCCAGAAAACCUUUGAAGUAGUUUGUACAAAUGAAGAAACAGACUUAAUAGUAUUUAAGUGAUUAACAGAGUGUUGAUGUUAUUUCAAUCGUCAGACUAGAAGCCAGUUUGAACUAAUUUAGGUACAAAGGAGGAUUUAUUGAUUCAUAGGCUAGAAGGAAGAGUCAGACAUCUGAGCCCCCCUAACCCCCGAAGGGCAGCCGGCUGCAGCUGGGCCUCGGGAAUGACUGCCAUCGUGGACUCAGACACUGCCAGCACUGUCCUGCUUCCAUUUCCCGUCUCUGCAUGCCGACUUCACUUCUCCCUCCGUGUGAACCCACUUUCCUCAGAUGGUCAUGGAAGCUUCCACACUUGGCAUUUAUACCUUUCCCCCACUGCGAAGUGGUGGCCCUGAAGUGACCUUAGUCCUAGGGGAAGACUAAGUUGAGCUGCAUUCUGCUGUCCCCCUCUUAGCAGGAAAACCUGUCACCUCAGUACGUGGCAGGUUCCUGGAGAAACACAUGACUAGGACUGGGGAGAGUUUCCUCCAAGUGGGCAGGGAUGGGAUUGGUGCCAUGAAGGCCACACAUCAGUGGUCCACAGUAGUGCCUCACAGUACGAGGGAGAUAAAAGAGAGAAGCCCAGGUCUUGUGACUACAGCCUUUAGAGGCAACCCGAGGACUUCCCUGCAAUAGAGAUCCCAUUCCAGUCCCAUGGAGAAGUUACUGGAAUUCUAGCAAGUUAAUUCCAAUCUGCCACUUCCAGUGCAACCCAAGGUGAGAAUAAAGACACACACACACACAGUUAUGAGAAGCCAAAGGGAUCCUAUGUCCAGCCACAAUGGUGGGUCACCGGAACAAAGGCCAUGACCCAGGGCCCAACCUGGGUUUUAUUAAUUCUCCCUGAGGAGAGUCAUUGGGGGAUGAGUGACAGAGAGGUGGGAAAUACAUGACACCAUGAGCCGGGCUGGGUAGGAGGCCUGAGAUCACCUCUAUAAUAUGCAGAGGACAAAAAAUUCAGAAAAUAAUCUGUGUAACACAGCUGAGGUAGGAUCUAAUAUUUUGGGGUCAGCACUUCAGUUCUGAUAUACAAUCUUUUUCCCCUGAAAGUCAACCUCUUUCUCGAGGCUUGGUCCCAGCCAACAGCAUGGAGCAUGGCUCUCCAUCCCUGCUGGCUCAACCAUGCUUUUCUGGGAGUCACUGGGUGGGAAACAGGAACUUCAAAGAUUACACAUCAGCUCCUCAGCUAGCCCAAUUUCAAAGGCGUAAAGCCAAUUUGAAGGAACAAAGAAAUAGCCCAACCAGCUCCGUACAAACCAAUACAGGCAGGUAGAGCCAAGUUUAUCCAAAAUGGAGAUAGUUGCUCUUCUUUCAAAGGGACUUGUCCCAGUGGUCCUCCACACCCUGCAGAAGGAAGGCUCCACCUCUGGGAGGCCCUGGGACCAUGCAUGGGUAGCUGUGAGGCUGGGGUCAGGCUCUUAGCAGGAGUGGGUCAAUGAGUCCCCUCAAAGCCAGUGUCCAGGGAACGUCACAGACCCAUAGCUUUUGCCUGUGGAAGCUUCUUCGUUAACCUCAUUGAACUUGAGGGAUCUAGACUUCGAUAUGAACAUGUACCUUAAAUCUUUCCCGGUACUAGGGAUCAAACCCAGGUGCACUCUGGCCAAGCUACAUCCUCAGUCCUUUUUAUAUAUUUUUUAAAUUUUUUUGGUACUGGGGAUCAAACUCAUGAUCUUGUGCUUGCCAGGCAGGCACUUACACCAUUGAGCUAAAUCCCCAGUCCCUUUAUUUUUGAUUUUGAGACAAGUUCUUGCUAAAUUGGCCAGGCUAGUUGCAAACUUGCAUUCCUCUGCCUCAUCCAAGUAGUUGGAAUUAUAGAUGUGUGUCACCAUGCCUGGGAUUAGACUUCUGUAUAAAUGUCACUUGUGGAUUCAAAAAUGCGUGUAUUGGGGUUGGGGAUUUAGCUUAGUGGGGUAAGCGCCUGCCUUGCAAGUGUGUGGUUGUGAGUUCAAUCCCCAGUACUGAUAAAAAAGAAAAAGAAAAAAAAAAAAAAUGCCUGUAUGCUUGGAGGCAUGGUGGCACAUGCCUGUAAUUCCAGCAUUCAGGAGGCUGAAGCAAGGGGAUCACUGUGAGUCUGAGACCAGCCUGGGCUACAUAGCGAGACCCUAUAUCCCGUAUCUGCACAAUGAGAUGAAGUUGCAUGGAAUGGGCAUUUCUGAUGACAGAUGGAAAUGCUGUCCAACCUGUUCAAGUUUUUUACAUAAAUAUCUUUUUACCCUUUUCCUCUCUGCUUUCUCACCCUCCUUCCCUCCCUCUCUCCCUUUUUUCUUUCCAGUCCAGUCUUCCAUCCCUUCCACUUUCUUGAAUGAUGAUCUCACUGUGUUGCCCAGACUGACCUUGAACUGUUGGGUUCAGUGAAUUCUUGUGUCUUGGCCUCCUGAGUAGCUGAGACUACUGGAACACACCACUGGACACAGUUUGGUCAGUUUUCAAAUGCAUUGAAUCACUGAGCUAGAUUUGUAGCAGCAGGUGGAACAACACUUCUGCUGAGGUUGAGCAAGUCACCCAUAGGAGCAGUCACACAGCUGUGAAGGAACCUGGUCCCCUGGCUGGGGAGGCUGGCUCUUCUUUCCACUAUGCAGUGCUAGCUGCAAUUCUGACUAUUUUGAAUGAGCCUCCAACAAAGUAACUUUUUCUUUAGUUACCUGAUAAUAACUUGAAGUCAAGGACCUCGGGAGCCUAAUCAAGUAAACAAGAGCUGUAUAGUUAGGAACAUCUGUUUCUGUCUCAUAAGACAUGGAGCAGACUAAGUGCUGUUCUCACUGCUAUAGAUCAGAGUCUAUCCUCAGAGGGUUCAAAUCUUACGUGCUGUUUCAGCACAGGGGAAAAUAGGGGUGUUCAGGGAACACACAUGAUUUCACCAGACUUCUCCAGAGAAGUCUGGGAAGUUUUUUUUUUUUUUUUUGGGGGGGGGGAUGUCAUCAGGCUGCAAAGCGGGGUGUUAGGAGAAAAGGCUGGAGACAUCUAUAGGAGCCAGGUCACAAGUACCCAUAAACCAUUAAUCUGAAAAUCCCUAUGUUGGAUGUGUGUGAUGGUGAGAUCAGUCUGAUUUGGAGAACGGCCCAGGAGGACAAGUAAGGUAUAGGCAGGUUACACAGACAGGACUGGAUAGAGCUGGCGAGGAGGAGGGGUGCAAACCUGAGCACUUGGCUGGAUGGGGCUGCAUUCUUUGGCCAAGAUGUGAACACUGGAGGAAGAACAGGUUUGGGCUGAGGCUGAGUUUGGUUUGGGACUUUUUGAGACUGGGCUAUUUGUAAAGAAGUCUGGUGGGAAGUAUGGUAAGGAACUAGAUCAUCAGGUUGAGCGCAGGUUGCAUUCUGGGUAGAGAUAGAAUCUCUUGAUCAUCAGGAUUGGUGCUUUGAAAAGACAUGAGGUCACUAGAGCAGGGGGCAUAAUAACAUUGAGGAGCAUGGAUAGCAUCUCAAAGAGCUUUGAGAGGGGAGUGGUUAGCAGGGAAAAAAUCACAGAGGCCACAGACAGAAAGGAAUGAGAAGUAGCUGUCAGCAAGGUGUGGUUGGCAUGCGACUGUAAUCCCAGCACUUGGGAGGCUGAGGCAGGAGGCCUCCUAGUUCACAAUGCCAGCCUGGGCUACUCAGAGGUUAGCCUGGAUUACAUAGUGAGAAUCCGUCUCAAACAAGACAAGAUUCUAAAAAAUCACAAAAGUAUCUUGGAUUUUAGUGAGGAUAUCAAUUGUAAUGUUAAGGUUCAAAAGGGUUAGAAAUUAAAGUCAUAUUUUGUGGUUUCAGGAGUGAAUGAAGAGAGAAGAUGAGGACAGUUAGUACUCUGUUUUGAAGUUCUGAAAGGAAGGAAAGAGGCCUGUUUGCUGGAGGGAGGUUUUGGGCCGAAGGAUUUUAUUUAUGUAUUUAUUAUAUGUGUCUCAGUAUGUAUUCCAGGCUGGCCUUUAUGUUGUGUCAAUCCUCCUGAAGACUCAGCCUCCCAAGUGCUGGAAUUACAGGCAUGCGUCAUCCAACCCAGAUAUUUCCUUUAUUUCUGAGAUUGUCACAUGUUGAAAUGCCACCUGGAAGGAGCUAGAGGUUCUACUAGAAAGAGUUUCCUCCUUCUGUGAAAGAUUUCUACCUGUGAGCUAGCUGCCCACCCCAUCUUGUCUGGCCUGGGGCUUUCCUGUUUUUUGGCAGUGAAGGCUCCUGUUCCUGGAGUACCCUCAGGAGGAGCAAACCAUCCAGGUAUGGUGGUACAUAUCUCUAUUCCCACCACUUAGGAAGCUGAGGCAGGAGGAUUAUUGUGAGUUCAAAGCCAGCCUGGGCUACAUAGUGAGACCCUGUUUCAAAAAUAGAGAACAGAAUAGGGAGCAAACCAAGAUGAUCGAUUACCCUCGGUCUAAACUGGAUAGUUUAGAAGGUGACAUAUCUGGAGAUUUGGAAGUACUUCCACAUAAAAAACCCACUGCAAGGAACAGAAGGAAAAGUAGGUGAUACUUGAUGGAUGCUUUGAUAGUUCAAAAAGUGGUAACUUAGAAGCAGCAAUCCCGCACACAGAACUAUCUGAGAUAAGGAAGGAUCAGGAGGAGAUUAAAGACCCGCCUGCUGCAGUAAGUUCUGACUGUCUGCAAGUGAUGAAUGCGGGGGUGAAGGCAGUAGGUGAAUCUAGCAAAGCAAGCAAACUUCAGAUGCUCUGCCAGAACACAGGAACCUGGAAAGAUGGAGAAAGAAGAUAAAAGGAACUGUGGAAGGGAGAACAAUAAAAGUUGAAAAAAUCUUAAGAAGUGGAAAAUGAAGGUCCUCUUGAUUAAUAACGCUAGUGGGAGUGAAGAUGUGUUUCCCGCCUGCCCUUAUGCUCUCUCCGUGUGUGAACACAUUCAAACAACAACCCCGUGGGAGGGGAACUGAGGUCCUCCAGUUUUGCACCCAGGGGCUGUAGAGAAAAGAUGUGUAUAGUGUGUGCAAGUUUGCACAGGUAGGAGGUGGGGAAGCCUCGCUCUGAAGUGCUGGGCCAUGCUGCCUCGUGGUGUAACACUGAAGCCAAGUGAGCCAGGCAGUCAUCAGGAGUGGCUUUUUUUUUUUUUUUUUUUUUAAAUUGUCUCCCACGUGCCAGACUCAAUUCUGCUGCUGGGAAAAUAUCAAAGAGCGAGACAGACUAAGACCAGUUUAAACGGAGCUUAACUUCUUGUAGGGAGAAAAGAAAAAUAUACAAGUAAACAAUUAGGAGUCAGUAAGUCCUAUGAAGACAUGCCUGAGGAACAAGGUAGGGUUACUAGUAUGUGCUGCGACACGUUCCUGCUGCAGACGGCCGCAGGGGAAGGAAGGUGGCAUCGCCUGAAUUGCCCGAUGUGGGGCUGGGGCAGGGGCAGGGCAAGUGUGGGAGUGCCAACAGCGGGGUGGCCUGGGCUGUGAAGAGGGUCUGGAGGAUUCCAGUGGUGGGAGUGGGGAGAUUUGUAAAAAGCGCCAGUCAGAGAAGUAGGUAGGGGCCAGCUCAGAGAACUCGUGAGACCAGAGUAAGGACCGGGGUUUUUAUCCUAAUUGUAACAGGAAGAGUUGAAUAUUUUUGGUUUGUACAUUUGUCUACAGAAAAAUGUGAUCUGAUUUACACGUUAAAAGAUGAGUCCAGGGGCUGGGGAUUUAGCUCAGUGGCAUAAGUGCCUGCCUUGCAAGCAGGCAGUCGUGAGUUCGAUCCCCGGUACCGAUAAAAAAGAAAAAGACAAAAAAAAAAAAAAAAAAAAAAAGAACCCAGAGAGUUCUGAAGGAAGCAAGAUGUCAAGGUUCUGACGUAGGGGACCAGGAAGGGCAGCCCCCUGCUCUCAGGGACAGAAUUCAGCGCCUCGGAGGUUGGGAGCAGUGACGGGAGUUGAUUUUAGAUGAGAUCCCAGUGGUCUGAGAUGGAAGUGAACGCUAAGAAGAGUGAAAUCAGCAUGGAGGGGCCCCCGGGAGCAGGCCAGCUCCCCGACGGCAGCCAGGCCACAUUGUAACCAGCCGUGGCCUCUGGGCAGUGCUGUUGCCACCUGCCCAGUCUCUGUUGUCCUCCCUCUGUGCUGCUAACGGCCUCCUCCUGUCAGCUACCUGUCACUACCCUUGAAUCAUCCAGCAGAAGUGGGGCCGCCAGUGCCUGCCCCACCAGAGCCACUUUCUGCAAACACUUUUCCUGACAGUUUAGGAAUCUCUGAAGCCUUGUCUCACAAUGCAGAUCUCAGCAUCGUCAAUCUGACCUUACCACCUGGAACGGGGAAAAACUGGGCAGUGAAGCCAGUCUGCUCUGCGUGACUACACUUGGCAGACUGAGCCUCUGGGAGGGCAGCACCCUGGGAGUCGGGCUGUCUCUGUACCCCUCACACCAGGCGGGCACUCUGAGGCUCAUUCUUAGGUUGAAAGCGGAAAUGGGCGUGGUGGUGCAUGCCUGUGAGUCCAGUAUCUGGAGGCUGAGGCAGGAGGGUUGCCAUAAGUUUGAGGCCACCCUGAACUAGGUAGCGAGACCAUGUCUAAAAAAAGAUAAUGUGAUCAGGGUAUUUGAAGCAAGAAGAAUAUUUCAGGCAUUUUGAGGGGGUUUAUGGCAAUGUGUCUUCCCUGGUUUUUCGAGACAGGGUCUUGCAGUGUGAUUCAGGCUGGUCCCAAAUUCACUGUGUAGCCCAGGUUUGAACUUCUGGUUAUCCUUCUGCCUCAGCCUUCUGAGUGCUGGAAUUACAGGUGUGUGCUACCAUGCCUGGCUGGCACUUUUUUUUUUUUUACUAUAAAAAAAUUUUUUUUAAAUGUAAACAUUCACUGUCUAGAGUAUGGCACUGGCUUCUGCUUGGUGGCAUCUGCUCAGCUCUGGUGAAGGCCUAAUUGAGGUUCAUAUCCCAGUGCCAAGAACAUGCACAGAAAAGAUGACAGGGCAAGUGAGGAAGCCAGCCAGGAGAGGCCAGCCUUGCUCUUGUGUAACAAGAACUCUAGCAAGAACUCCCUCUGCAGGUCCCUGGGAGCUAUUUCUCCCUUCAGUCUGUCUCAGGCUGUACCCCAGUGACCUACCUGGUAAUCCCCUGGCUCCAGACCCCCUCUCAGUCCCAUCACCCCAGAACUGCCACACAGGACCACACUCACAGCACAGGAACCCUUAGGGGCACACCUGCCUCACAGCACAGUCAUUUCUGGUGGCCGCCUGACCUGUUGGCCAAGAGCUGGGCAGCCUUGCAGAUCUGCUGAGAGAAACAAGAGAAGCAGAAGUGUGAGAGGAACAGGAAUAGGAAACAGAGGGAAGUGGCCUGCCUGCUCUAUGGCUUUUAAGAUCACAAUUCUCGUCCCUCUUGAGGCCUGGCAGUGCCCUGCUCUUGAGUUACUAACGUCUCUGGUGGAGUAUGGCACAGGCGGCCCCAUUUCCACUGGGUGAUUCCAGGGCAGUGACAGGCAGCUGACAGGAGGAGGCCUUUAGCAGCACAGAGGGAGGACGACUUUGUGUUCCGUUCACCCUAGAGUCUGGAUCAACAUUCUCAGCACACAGUCACAGCCCUCACCGCGGUCCAGGACUGCAGGACACUCGUGUAAUAAUGCGUGAAGACCUCACCCUGCUCCUCUGAGGUAACUACAGUGUAUCCUCAUUUUCCAGAUGAAGAAAUGAGGCCCAGAGAGGGGAGGUUACUUGCCCAUGUCCCAUAGCUAGUAAGUGGUGGAGAUGAAUUCACGUCUAAAUGUAGGAUGGGCGGGUGGUGUACAUACACCUGUGAUCCCAGCACUUGGGAGUCUGAGGCAGGAAGAGCGCUGCAGAGUUUGAGGCCAGCUUGGGCUGUGUAGUGAGUUCAAGGCCAGCCUGCAUUGCAAGGUGAAAUCCUGUUUCAAAAAAAUUCCAAAUGGAACCCAUAUCUAAUGUUGCGGUCCUGUCACAAUUUUUGAGCAAGGGUUUAUUUAUUUAUUUUAACUCAUUCCCUGGCAAGAAUCCAGUUUUAUUUGUUUUGGGGGGAAGUUGGGCUUUUGUUGUGUUUUUUGUCUUUGCAGUGCUCAGACUUGAAGCCAGCGCCUCACACGUCAGGCUUGUGCUCUAGCACUGAGCCGUAUCCUCUCAAGAACCCAGUUUCAAAUGCCAAUUGCCACAAGGAAUCUUGAGUUCAGCCUUCUCCAGUCUAGGCAUAGGGUCCCUGCCAGAGUCGCGGGCUGGGUGGGCUUGGAGCGCAGCCUGCUCUGUCUGCCCCUGCCUCCUGCUUUGCCGGCCUGGCAUGGGAAGCGCGGGAAAGGGCUGGCAAGGCCGGUGCAGGACUUGGCGGCAAAACUGCUUGUGUGGCGGGAGGCCAGCGCCGCGCCCUGGCACCUGGCAGGCAGCCCAGCCGGGCUGUUGAGAAAAUACCUGGUACAAAGGAGUUCUCCCGCCACACUGGCCGCCUCCCCAUGUCCCUGCAGCUCUACAGCUGAGGAACCUGACCUCCAGGCCAGGCCAGGCCAGGCCAGGUCCUUACAUGGCCUCAGGAGGCAUUGGAGAAGCCUGGGCAGGGUGCCCCACCUGGAACACCUGCCUGGCUGUCCCAGGUGGGCAUCGCAGACAGAAUGUCACUCCACACUGGUGUCACUACACAUCGCAUGGAUUCCAGCCUGAUUUCCACCAGGGACCCUGUAGGGAUUUUGCUAAACUGCUCAUCACUGCCACCCCUCCCCUCUGCAUUCCAGUCAGGUGGCUUCACAGCUCUGGGGGCUGGACCCCCCCAGCAGGGUUUUUACCCUAGAGCAAUAAUUUGUCCAGUGUACUAAGUAGAAAAAUGUGGGUCUGUGACAAAGAAGAAAAACCCCUGGCAAGACACAUUUACCAGGGGGACCUAGGGGAGUGAACCUGGAGGGCCUGGGAGAAAAACUGGGGGAACGGAAAGCAGGGAGGUCUCUGGGGCAGGGGGAAGGGUUGGGUGGUCUCUGUGGCAAACAGCUUCCUGAGGAGGAGCCUCUCACUGAGCUUUCCUGUGUCCUGUACAAGGUCUCAGGGUGCAGUCCUGGGCUGGAGAUGUCUCGGUGCGGUUCUUCCCUUCGAACAGGUCCAUUCCAGGAGCACCAGGCUGGCAUCAGACCUCAGGCCAACCCUGUGCUUUAGGGACCACUGCCGUCCAGGCUGCUCCCAAGACAUGUGUUGCCCACAGUGACUCAGAAGAAGCAGCUGUUUUCCUCAGUGGACACAGCCCUAUUCCAGGGCCCCCAGCUUUGCCAAGGAGGGCUGGGCGUGGAGUGGCCUUGAACCCUACUCAUCUUGCCUGUGUGGUCUCGUGCAGAUCCGUCCUCCAUCCUCUAAAUAGGGCAGUGCCUAUUAGGAUGAUCCCAAAAAUGGCCUUGGACCCUUUGUCCCCAGGCCAAAAUCCACCCCCAUCUGGAUUUUUGCAGAGUUCCACAAAGGAGGUCAAUCCAGAGGCUACUUACUCUUCUUCUUGGUCUAACCAAUCCUCCACAGGAAGGAAAGGCUCCAUGAGGGUCCCCAAGAAACAGCUCCCAAGGCUCCUGCAGAGCCUUCCUAGAGGAUUCUCCUGCUCCUGUGGGAGCCCUGACUCAGGAUGCACCCAUUCCCAGACACUGCCCCCAAGGCUACCCUGAGGGCAGGGUUCGCUCCAGGGUAUACGCUAACCUCCACUGUGUAAUUUGGCCUGGAAGAUAAGCAAGCCCUGGGUAAGCAGAGGUGACAUAGCCACAGCCUCAGGACUGGCCAGUACCAGGGCUCAAUGCUGUGGCUCUAGGUCCAGGAAUUCAAUGGGCUGUGUGUGGCCAGCCUCAAUUUUCACCUGUUUCAUUUCUGCUUAUUCAUCGUGGUGCCUACCUCAUAGUCAACCACAGGAGCAUGUCCUGCACAGAUGCGCGCUCACUGUCCACAGGCAGACGGGCCCUCUUGAGACGGAUGGACACUGUAACUCUCCAGCCCCACCUCUCCCAGGCUGUGGGACUCAGCUCCCCCGUUCCCAGGACAACAGGCACAGCAGACAUCUGCCUUGCACACUGCUAGGCACCUGGCUAUUCAUGAUAAAAGCAGCUACUACUACUUGAGUACAUCCUCUGUGCUCAGUGCCUGCACUUCUCACAGUAGCCCACCAGGAAGACACACCCCCACCCAGAGGUGACUCAGUCAUCAUGAGCCUUGCUUACGACGUGGCAGCUCUGUCCUUUCUGUGCACAGCACAGUGGAGUUGUGUGGAUGCUCAGUGCCUGUGGAGUUCAUAGCCUGGGCUCAGAGCCCAUGCCUACCAUACCCCUCUUGGAUUCCCCCAGGGGGUGGAGGGUAAACUGGGUCCAGGCUUAGGGCCAAAACUGUUGGCAGGAUGGGGUUCUGAUCCUGACCCUGAACCCUACUCUUGAUUAGCUCUGCCUCCUGAGCUGGUCCCUAACCAUCCUGGCCUUCAGGUGAGCCUGGGGUCGUGAGAAACAGAGGGUCAAACCCUGAUCAGCAAAAUCUCCUACCAUAAAGAAAGUUCAGAUGGGGCCUGUGUGAAACCCUGGCCUCCCUCUGCCCCCUGGUGGAUCGGGGCAGCUUAGCACACAGGACAGAUGACUCCUGAACACUGAGUGGCUCUUGCUGUGACCUCAGCCAAGACUCCUACCCUAUGUUAAGUGGAGAUGAUAACAACAGUAUCACCAGAAUGCUGCAACCAUUAGGUGCUGUAACAAAUGGGAAACACUUGCUACUGAGCCAUGGGCAUGGAGAGUGCCCCAGUCACUGUUAUCGUCCCUCUCCAGAGCAGCCCCUUAGCCCAGCUGGUUCUUGCCCCUCUUGCACCCCUCUUCCCAGGCCAGCUUCACUGUCUGUUCUGCAGUCUCUCCCACUGCGCCCCAGUCCCUUGAGCCCAGCAGCUGCUUCGGAAGACCAGACCUGCAGAGGUCCCUUGUGGGAGAGCUGUACCAGCCCUUCAGGCCAACUGCGAGGCCCCACCCACCUCUGUUUAUGGAGCCCUUUAAUGUUUUUUUUAAUGUUGUAGAAAAAUCAUUAGUGUUUUGUUUUUGUGAUGCUGGGGGAUUUAUGCAUGCCUGCCAAGGGAUCUACCAUUAAGCUACAGCUGUGGCUCAAGAAUCACCAGUUUAUAUUACCCUCAAAUCAUCUCAUUGCUAUUGCUUAUGAAUACUUUCAUAUCUACUAAGCUUUCAUUGGCUUAUUUUAAUUCUUAAGCAUGACGACGGCAGUGCUUUGAUAUUUUUAGCUUAAAGAUUUAUUGUAAAUACUAAAAAAAGUAACGAUGACAAAUAAUCUUGGAGGGGCUGGGGAUUUGGCUCAGUGGUUUAAGUGCCUGCCUGGCAAGUGCAAGGUCAUGAAUUCCAUCCCCAGUAUCCCCUCCUCCAAAAAAAAAAAACUAUUAGUGACUAUCCAUAAACAAAUAAUCUUGGAUACAUUUCUUAAUAUUUCUUUGAAAUAUCUUAAAUACAUACCUUCUCUUUCUAGGAGAAAAGAAUAAACAACAAUCAUAAUGAAUUUCCACCUAGAAUAUCUUCUAUUAUAGUGCCAAAGUCUGAAGAGCCUAGAAUAUUGAUAAUGUACAAGAAUCAGUACAGAAAAACGUGUAUUUCUAGGGGGGAAAAAACCCCAAACUUAGUCUUCCUUCGGGUAAUGACGAACUGGGUGAUUUUUUGUGGGGAGGUCUUUUUGAGAUGGGAUUUCCCUGUGCAGUUCAGGGAACUCACUUUGUACCCCAGGCUGGCUUCAAACUCUCCGAAACCUUCCUGCCUUCAGCCUCCCUAGUGCUGGGAUUACAGGCGUGCACUACCAUGCCUGACCUGGACUGGGUGAUUCUGAUCAAUUCUUGAGGAUAUCUUAAAAAGCUAGACAAAGUAACUUAAAAAGUCAUCCUGCUUAACAGCUGUGAUGGGCUCGGCAUAUGUCCCUAAGUCUACCAUUGCUCCUCUCUCCAAGAGCCUAACUGCCCUGCCCUCGAAUGAGCAAUGACUCCUUAACUUGCUUCUGAUGAAAAUGAUGGUGAGCACCUGGGUCAUGAAAGGCACCGUGGUAGUUUCCUCCUCGUGCUGUCCCUGGAUCACUCGCUCCAGAAGAGGCUGCUGCCCUGUUAUGAGGAUACGCAACCAGUCCUCAAAGAGAGGAGAGCUCUGUGAGGUGGAGAAACUGCAGCCCCCAGUGAGUAGCAUCUUCCUGAUGCGAAGACACCAUCUUGGAAGCAGGUCCUCCAGGCCUGAAUUACAGCCUUCAGGUGACUCCAGCCCUGGCCGAUACCCUGGCUGUAACCUUGUGAGAGACCUGAACCAGAGCCACCCAGCCAAGCCAUCUGGGCCCUGUCUCAGACUCUGCAAGAUAAUAGAUUUUUUAAAAGCAACUACAUUUGGUAGCAAUUUGUUAUUCCACAAUAGGUAACUCUAACAUAAAGGCAGCAGAGUUUUAACAAGGUGGGAAAGAAUUAUCAAGUGGAACUGGGAGUAAUGGCCCAUGCCCAUAAGCUUGGCACUCUGGGAGCCUGAAGCAGGAUUGUAGGCCUGAACCCAGAUUGGACAAUUUAGUGACUUAGUGAGAUUGUCUCCAAUUUAAAAGGAGCAUGGGGUUCUAGAAAUGUAGUUAAAUACAAAAGCUCUAGGUUAACUUCCCCAGUACAGAAAAAAGUAAUACUAAUAAAUAAAAGAAAAGAUGACUAGUGUAGUGGCACAAGCUUAUAAUCCCGGCACUCAGGAGGCUGAGACAAGAGGAUUGCUGUGAGUUUGAGGUCAGUCUUGGCUAUAUAGUGAGUUCAAGGCCAGCCUGAGCUACCUAGAAAGACCCUGUCUUUAAAAAAAAAAAAAAAGGAAAGGCACUACCAAGUAAUUACCAAGUGGAAAUCAAGGAUCAUUAAGGAAGUAUCCGUGGUGACUCCUCUCCUUAAAUCAGGAUUCAGACACUAAAUCUCAGAGUACUUAAGGAUGCAUAAGAAGUGGCCAGAUCCUCAGGAAAAUUGUGCCUCUGCUGCUUACCAUCACAGUGCCUGAAGAUGAGGCAGGUGAUUCCCAACUGUAAGUCUCUGCAGGGACCAAGUAGAAACAUAAGUGUUGGAGCAAUGUUAAAUGUAAAGGAAAUUUUAAAAUUUAUAUUUCAUUUAAAAUAUUUUUGAUUUUAAAAAGAAUAAAACUCAAAAAAAUAAAAUAGAAUAAAGCCAAUCAAAACAAAACAGUAAAAAUGAUACAGGACUUCAAAAGAGGAUAAUAGGAAAUCAACAAUGGCUAUCAUAAUGCCUCUUGUUAUCUUCAAAAUUACUGCUCAUACCAUCAGAUAAAAUCAAACAAAACAGAACAGAAUAAAACCAACCAAAACAGAAUAUUGAAUAAAAUAAAACAAUCAAAUGGAACAAAAUGAAACAGUGAGAACAAUAUUGAAUUUCAAAUCAAGACAGAAGGCAAUCCUCCAUAUUUGCUAUAUUGCAUAUUGUUUUCCUCUGAAUAGAUGCUCAGACUACUGGCUCUGAGCCUGCAAGGUCAAUCAUACAAUACAAGCAUAAAGUUAUUUUUGUAUCUCAGUUGCUAACAACUCAGCCUGCAUUCCUCUGAAUCAGUUGGUUGCUUAAGGGGGGCCAGGGCAGUGGUGUUCUUGUCUCCCAGCCCACGUGCCAGUUGGCUCAUGGGAAGGACAAAUUGGCUUUUGAUUUCUCUUCUUGGGACCCUCAUGGCUUCCACUGGCUCCUAAAAUUUGUAUUUCUAAUACUAGUAUAUUCCUAAUACUAGUCAAGGAUGAGACUGGGAAACAGCCUGUUUCCAUAAUUAGAAAGCUACAAAACUUAAUGAGCCUUGACAUUUCAAUGGCAGCUGCACGAUAAGUGUAACUUAGUUAGACAGUGCAUCUUGUUAUAUUUUUGCCUGCUUUCAAGUUUCCAAAGACUUAUCAUUUCAAGGACAACUCAACUUAGUCUCAGACAAUAAUUGAUACUUCCUGCUUGUUGUAUACUAGUAACCCCAAUUAGCUUACAUAGAGUAAAUCUCGCCUAGCAAUAUAUGAUAAGACAUAUGUCACCAACUAUAGAAUAUCUUGUUAUCUUCCUUUGGUACUUCCUUCUGGGAACCUAUAUAAGUAACUGCCUUAUGCCAAAACAUGGCUGGUGAUCUGGAACUGAGAUUCCCUCCAACCCACUAGCAUAAUAAAGUUGUUUGCCUUCCAA
Messenger RNA from Cavia porcellus (domestic guinea pig), 23509 nucleotides. RefSeq names its product tRNA isopentenyltransferase 1 (gene Trit1). Gene Ontology annotation, biological process: tRNA modification. Lineage: Eukaryota; Metazoa; Chordata; Mammalia; Rodentia; Caviidae. Gene Ontology annotation, cellular component: mitochondrion. The transcript is spliced from 11 exons. Gene Ontology annotation, molecular function: ATP binding; tRNA dimethylallyltransferase activity. The record is from RefSeq and is a predicted model, not a curated record. Bases 32 to 1432 code for a protein of 466 amino acids.